CAGCGAAUUGAACAACCGUCGUUGACAGAAGCUAUGUAUGUGCGGUGACAUAACGUCUGAAAUGGGGAAGAUUGCUUGCUAAGCAGCUUGCCAAUUUUGACAAAUAUGUUCGAAAACGACACUUACUAUUUGUUUUAUGUGGUUGCCAAAUGAACUUAGUUUAGACAGUGUUAUUUGUCCCUAAUAAACUGAAUCAGUGGGGACAUUGACUUGUUUUAGCAUCAUGCUAACUAGCUAAUGCUAUGCAUCCAGUAAGAGAUACUCGGAUUGCUGCUUGACAUUAAUAUCAACAUGGCCAUUAUUCAGUUUCGCCUAUUCAAGAUUUGUACCUGUAUAGCAUCUAUUCUUUCAUUCUUCAAAAGGUUGAUAUGCCGAACUGGAAGAUCACGCAAGCUAAGUGGAGAUCAAAUCACACUCCCCACUACUGUUGAUUUUUCCUCUGUACCUAAACAGCCAGAGAUUGAAGAAUGGAGUUCAUGGGAUGAAGAGGCUCCCACGAGUAUAAAGAUCGAAGGAGGUAAUGGAGCUGUUCCAUCCCAGCAGAACCAAGUGGAGGAUGAAGAGCCAGACUAUUUCAAAGACAUGGCUCCUACCAUCAGAAAAACACAAAAAAUUGUCUUAAAGAAAAGAGAGCCUGUGAAUUUCUCUGUCCCAGAUACCACUGCUGGCUUCUCCAGCAGGUUGGCAGCCACUCAGGAUAUGUCCUUCAUCCAGCCUUCAGCAGAGCUAGGGGUUCUGGAAAACUGGCAGGAGGACACAAACGCCUGGGAGGAUGAGCCUGAUGCGUCGUGGGAGGCAGAGGAAGUAUUAAGACAGCAGAAACUGGCAGAGCGGGAAAAGCGUGCCCUGGAACAACAGAGGAAAAAACAGGAGAAAGAGACUCAGAGGAUGAUGAAAAAGGAGCAAAAGAUUGCAGUAAAACUUUCCUAACAUUUACAAUCAGUGCAGGACUUUCAGACACCCAGAUGACCCACCACUGGUACUCUUCAUCCUUUUUAUUCACACGUCAUCAAUAUUACCUUCAUUUGACAGUUUUUUUGCCAUCCCUUUCUCAAGUUCUGUAGGAUUUCUGUAUCUCUCCUGAUAACUAAGAAUCUUCUGAUGAAUUCAGGUGCAGUCAGAACUGUUUUGCUGAGGAAAACUUGAAAGCCUAAUUAAAACAUUUUUUAUUUUUUAUUUUUGAUCAGCCUUAGUUAAAUGGCACGUUUAAACCCUGAUUUUUUAUUUGAGAAAUGUGUGCAUUAAUUGGGUUGAUUUAAUUGAUUGGGUUGAAUGCAUUUUAAAUUGUGGUUAUCCUAUCAUCAUUGUUCUCUAUUUUUUGAUGUAUCAUGCGUACUUGUGAUUGAGGCAAAAAGAAGCCUUACAUAAUCUUCUCUUGGAACACCGUCAUCAGAAAGAAAAAUAAAAAUAGACGUCCAUGACUUAA
Molecule: messenger RNA, 1426 nt
Organism: Trichomycterus rosablanca
Lineage: Eukaryota; Metazoa; Chordata; Actinopteri; Siluriformes; Trichomycteridae
Gene: ebag9
Product: estrogen receptor binding site associated antigen 9
Exons: 7
Coding region: 292-930 (212 amino acids)
Cellular component (GO): secretory granule
Source: RefSeq, a predicted model, not a curated record